AUGGCAUCCCCAAUAGCAUCCUCCUCGUCUCACACCCUAGACGAUGAGUAUAUCGACCACCUCCUGAUUCUGUAUGCGUCGGAAACGGGGGCUUCGCAGGAUACAGCGGAGCGAGUGGGGAGGGAAGUACGAAGGAGGGGGAGGAGAUGUGUUGUUCAGAGUAUGGAUCGUUAUGAUGUGAUGGAGCUGCCACACGUGCCUCUGGUGGUCUUCAUUACCUCAACUCACGGCCGAGGAGACCCACCACCGACAAUGCUUCCCCUCUGGACUGCUCUCUUACGAAAGUCCCUACCGCCCGACAUCUUGGAAGGCGUCAAUUUCGCUCUCUUCGGCUUGGGUGACUCUUCCUACGAGCGUUUCGCUUACGCUGGCAAGCUACUACAUCGCCGCCUUGUCGCCCUCGGCGCAGAGCCAGUCCUCGAAGCUACGUACGGAGACGAAAGAGCCCCAGAUGGUAUGGAGCAGGCUUUCGUCCCCUGGCUGGAGAGCUUGAUGGAGGGGGUCAUACCCCAUCUAUUGCCUGUACCAAAGCAUGCGAAUACGGAGCGGACUGAUCUCUCGGAGCCUAUAUACCGGAUGAGUCUCCUGGACGACGAGACGGAUCCGACUCAGCUGGCGAGAUUGAGUCUGGAUGAGGAGGGUCGACCGAAACGGAAUGGCGGGUCAAAUGGGGAUAAAGAGGGAGUCGAGGGGUCAAUCGCACCCGUCAGGGUGGAGGAUGCGACACGAGGACAAGCGCACGAGGUGCUCAAGCCGGACGAUUGGGUCUGGGCGACAUUGCAGCGAAAGGAGAGGGUCACGGCGGAGGGGUGGUGGCAGGACGUGAGGGAGCUGGAGCUGGAACUCGAAGGUUCCACGGAAGCUGAAUACCUCCCUGCCUCGAUAGCCAACCUACAGCCGGCGAUGAGCACUGAAGAGGUGGACGCGUUUCUGGCCGGCCAAGCGCUGGUCGACAUCGCCGAUCGUCCGGUCUCGAUCCGCUCAGCGCUGCCCGAUCAGCCUAUGCCCUCGCAUCUGCCUCCUUCUGGCCAUACAACUACACUUCGACGUCUACUCACCAAUCACCUUGACCUUCGAGCGUCUCCCCGGAAGAGCUUCUUUGAGUGGUUGAGGCGGCUGAGUGGGGAUGAACGGGAACAGGAACGGCUAGAUGAAUUUAUCUCUGAUCCGGAUGAGAUCCAUACUUACGCCACCCGACCCAGUCGGUCGAUUGUCGAGACACUAGCCGACUUUCGCGAAGUCCGAAUACCCUUAUCGCAUAUUCUCGAGAUCCUGCCUCCCCUACGGCGGCGGCAAUUCAGUAUAGCCAGUAGCUCAAGCGCGCAUCCGGGAAGGGCCCAGCUGCUCAUCGCCAUGGUCGAGUACAAGACGAAUCUCAAGAUCCCACGACGAGGACUAUGCUCCUCAUGGCUGCAAGAUCUCCCCGUUGGCGCUCGGAUACCCAUCAAGAUCUCUGCGCCGACUCUCCAUCUGCCGACCGAUCCGUCGACGCCCGUCAUUCUGGUGGGGCCAGGAACUGGUGUGGCGCCGAUGCGGGCGUUCCUGGAGGAAAGGGUCCGACAGGGCGCGGCAAGCAAUACCACGCUGUACUUUGGCUGUCGGUCUUUGAGUGCCGAUCAGUACUUUGCGGCCGAAUGGGAGCAGUACCGCAACCUCGGCGCAAGUGUCCGGGUCGCUGCGAGCAGAGAAGGCGCGGAGAAGGUCUACGUCCAGGAUCUGAUCCGCGAGGACAAGGAGAAGAUCUGCGAUUGGAUUGUUAAGAGCGGCGGGCAUGUCUACAUAUGCGGGUCAUCGAAUGCCAUGCCCAAAUCCGUCCGGGAGGCAUUGGCUUGGUGUAUUUCGACGGAGGGAGCGGGGACGUUGGACAGCGAAGAGGCGGUUGCGUACGUCGAGCAAAUGUUUGAGCAGGGUCGAGGCGGCGAGGAGAGCUGGUGA
Molecule: messenger RNA, 1935 nt
Organism: Dioszegia hungarica
Lineage: Eukaryota; Fungi; Basidiomycota; Tremellomycetes; Tremellales; Bulleribasidiaceae
Exons: 8
Coding region: 1-1935 (644 amino acids)
Cellular component (GO): cytosol
Molecular function (GO): FMN binding; oxidoreductase activity; flavin adenine dinucleotide binding
Source: RefSeq, a predicted model, not a curated record